Messenger RNA from Exophiala bonariae, 1056 nucleotides. RefSeq lists its product as uncharacterized. The transcript has 2 exons. The record is from RefSeq and is a predicted model, not a curated record. NCBI's taxonomy places the organism in Eukaryota, Fungi, Ascomycota, Eurotiomycetes, Chaetothyriales, Herpotrichiellaceae. Gene Ontology annotation, molecular function: oxidoreductase activity, acting on NAD(P)H. The coding region runs from base 1 to 1056 and encodes 351 amino acids.
AUGUCUACUCAAAUUGUCCUGGCUCUCACUGAGAUUGGAAAGCCCCUGACAAAGGUAUCUCUCCGUGGCCCCGACACAUUUGAGCUCGCGGCCAAUGAAGUCCUUAUCAAACUCAUAGCCACCGGAUCACUUACUGCAGUGGCACCCUUCGAUCAAAAACUUCGCGAUAGGGGAUUGAUGAACAUCGGCCAAAGCCUGCCCGCAGUGCUGGGUGGUGACUUAGUCGGCACAGUUGUAAGGACGGGGACAGACAUGACUGAAACUUUCCCGAAUGGUUCUCAGAUAUUCGUCCAAAUGAUGGCCUUGCCGAGAGGAGGUUUGCAAAGCUACACAGUAGUCGAUGGAACCUAUGCAGCGAUUGUCCCACCAAGUAUCCCGGCGACCGAAGCAGCACUCUACCCUAUCAAUGCUGUUACCAUCGCCUUGGCUUUGUUCACGCCAGCUGGACUUGGGCUACCAUUCCCCGGAACCCCAGAAUCCGCCAAUUUCGAUUAUGCCAGCCAGAAGAUUGUCAUCAUCGGCGGCGGCUCAAAUACUGGGAAGCUAGCGAUCCAAUUUGCACGGAUUGCAGGCAUCGGCACGAUCAUUACCACGGCGUCAGCAUCGAACAGCGCCAUCUUGAAAGAUUUCGGAGCGACCCACGUCAUUACUAGACAGGAUGCAGACGCAGACUCGCAGAUCCGCAAGAUCGUCGGCGAUGACUUGGUACACGCACUGGACACCGUCUCAGCUGGCGGCUACAACCUGGCUCUGUCGGUCCUCUCAGACACCCAGCGCGGAACACUCGUCCGUCUCACUCGCGGCCCAGUGGAUGAGGCAGCCCUCGCCCAGAAGAAGGCGGGCGUGCAGGAUAAACAUGUUGUCGGCUUCUCCGCGGCGAUCCCGGCUUUUGGGGCGUUGUUUUGGAAGGUGUUCCCGACUUGGUUGGAGAGCGGUUUGGUCAAGCCGCUGCCUUAUAAGGUUAUUGAGGGCUUGGAUGUCGAUAAGGUGAAUGCUGCUCUUGAUCAGUAUCGGGAUGGGACGGGCUCGGAUCGAUAUCAUGUCAAGUUCUCUUGA